AGGAUAAAUGUGUUAAUUUGAAGACAUAUUUGUAUUACAGAACAAAGUAGAGAGAAAAAAAUGGAAGAAUAUAUUAAGCGAUUCACAUCGUCAUGGUCGUCGUCGUGUGCGUGUAAUAGAGAAAGGUCCACUUAUGACUUGCCCCUUCGUAUGCACACAAUCUCAUCUCGUCCUUUCCAAAUACAAUUUUGUCUCUUUCUCAUGAACGUUUUUUUGGUCUAUUUCAAGUCCAGGUGGGAUUUGCACUAUUUUUUAUAUCAUUUUCCAACCUUUUUAAAGUAUAUAUCGAACCAGUUUAUUUGUUCUUCUUUUUCAUUGACAUCAUGAAAAACAACAUAAGAAAAUAAUAUAAAAAUGAUAAUUAUUGGUACAUUCGGGGAUCUCAAUUUCCUCUAGGCGGCCUUUUGAUUUUUUCAGCACAUGAGAAAUAAAACUAAUGAAAAAAUUAAUUGUUAUUAUUCUUGUGAACAUUCUCAAAGAUAUUUGCAGCAAAAAGUGAUGGAGGACACGUAGGGCCAAAGGAACAGACAGAUGGUGUGUGGUAAGCAACUGUAGUCUCUCUCAUCCUCCAUGUCCUAAACCCAUGUCUCCAUACACUUUCCCUUCAAAACUCAUUUUUCUCUUCUGAUCCCUCCUUUAAAUAUACCCUCUCUCUACCUUGUUUCUUACAUGCAUUGAUCAUUAACAUGAAGAGGGACAGAAAGAAACAGAAACUAGAGGAAGAGGAGAGGAACAUAGAGGUGGUGGUGGUGGAGCAAGUUGAUGCAUUGGCUGCAGCAGCGACGGUGGCUGCAGCUGCGGCUGUGGAAGAGGAGGAGGGGUUGUGGGGUAUGUGGCUCAAGGAAGGAGACGUUGUGGUCGACGAGCUGAUGACAUGGAGCACCGUGUUGCCUUCAUGUUGGGAUGUGGAGUUUGUUGAGAAAAACUAUGGAGUUUUGUUCGAAGAUGUUGUGUGGGAUGAUGAUCUUUGGAAUUUGAACACUUCGACUCAGCUUCCACCUUUAGAUAAUAACACAAGACAAGAUUGAAGUCUGGUGAUUCGAGGUUUUUCAAUCGGUUCGAUUUUUCGGUUUUAGUAUGGACCAUAUAUCGUAAUCAAAAUUUAUAAUUUGUUUGAUUUGGUAUGGUUUUAAGUUUAAAUCAUGAGUUUUUCUAUACAUAUAUUCUUAUCUUGAGGAUUUUCUUAUAAAGAAAAUUCAAGCUGGUUUGGAGUUUGA
Molecule: messenger RNA, 1217 nt
Organism: Brassica napus (rape)
Lineage: Eukaryota; Viridiplantae; Streptophyta; Magnoliopsida; Brassicales; Brassicaceae
Exons: 1
Coding region: 687-1028 (113 amino acids)
Source: RefSeq, a predicted model, not a curated record